Molecule: messenger RNA, 516 nt
Organism: Orbicella faveolata
Lineage: Eukaryota; Metazoa; Cnidaria; Anthozoa; Scleractinia; Merulinidae
Product: TNF receptor-associated factor 4-like
Biological process (GO): regulation of canonical NF-kappaB signal transduction
Cellular component (GO): plasma membrane signaling receptor complex
Molecular function (GO): zinc ion binding; tumor necrosis factor receptor binding; ubiquitin protein ligase binding
Source: RefSeq, a predicted model, not a curated record
AUGAAAAUCCAUCUUGACUUAGCUUGUGUCAAACUUGAAACACGGACGUUUAUUUGGAAGAUUGAACGCUUUAGUGAAGUUUUGAGGCAAGCGAAGGCCCAGGAAAAGCCAAGUAUGGAUAGUUCUCCAUUUUACACGGACAGAGCAGAGAGUUCUGGCUACAAGUUAAAAGUACGUAUCUUUCCGAAUGGUAAUGAAACUGGCGAGAAUACUCACUUAUCAGUGUUCAUCGUUGUCACGAAAGGUGAAUAUCACGGCAUGUUACCCUGGCCUUUCAAGAGGAAAGUGAGGUUUACAUUGAUUGAUCAACAAGGAGAUCUAGUCGAACGGCAAAACAUUACCCGGUAUUUCACGCCAAGGAAAUACCCAGAAUGCUGUGCAAGGCGUAAGAGUGAGGAUAGCAAUCAAGGGUUCGGUUUUGCGCAAUUUGUUUCUCACGAGGCACUUCAUUCAAGGCGCUAUAUUGUCGAUGACACUUUGUUUCUUCAGGUUGACGUCGGCCCAUCAUCCAGUUAA